This is a messenger RNA of Anopheles darlingi, 2964 nucleotides long. RefSeq names its product WSCD family member AGAP003962. The transcript is spliced from 7 exons. Lineage: Eukaryota; Metazoa; Arthropoda; Insecta; Diptera; Culicidae. The coding region runs from base 899 to 2170 and encodes 423 amino acids. The record is from RefSeq and is a predicted model, not a curated record.
AGCACACAGUGGGUGGUUGUUGGCAGGCUGGCAGGCCGCUACUUGCCGUUCGGUUCCCAUACUUAGUGUACUCCCAGUGGUAGCCUUGAGUAGAUCGUUUGCACGUGAAGAGCGUUCUGGCGGAUGGACUGUGGACCGCGAACCGGACUGAUUGUGUCACGGUUUGGUGGAUUCUGUGCCGUCUCCCUCGCUGGCGCCACCACACCAGUGCUCUUCCCAACGCCACAUCGGGAGUGGUCCACGCGAUUACGUCGCUGCGAUUAGGAUAGCUCGCGUAACAGAAAGAAAAGCACGCGCCAGUGCGAUAAAGGCGUUCUUGGGGAGUAGUGUUUCGUGUAUGUGUGUGUGUGUGUGAAUCUGUGUGCCUGUUUUGCAACCGGAACACCGAAGACCUGAGGCCAGAGAUACCGCCCCAAGCGAGCGCGCGCACACGCUCGUGUAUUGGUGUGUGAGUGUCGAAGCAUCCGAACAAGCAGGAAAAGGAUUCUGGAAAGCCAACCUCAACACCAUUGCCUCCUAUCUGGAUGUUGCGGAACCGAUGAACUGUCAACUUAUCACCUGACGUCCUAGCCUAGCGUUUUGUUUACGUUCCGACCGGAUUCCGAGUUUAGGAACGACAAAAGGACGCCCGGAACCGUAAGGUUAAUCGAUGUUCAUUAUAACCUGCUCAUCAACCAUCGACCAUCAAACCGGAAGCCCAGCAUCACGCAGCCUGAAAAACAUUCCCCUUGGCUCAUUACCACCGUGUGGCCGCGUUACAGUGUCCUUUUUUUCGUAUCAUUGUACGCGAGAAGAUUUAAAAUGAAAGUUUAAUUUGCAAUCGCAACCCCGCACCUCCUGUUCCGGCCGGCCAACCAGCGAUCGCUUCCCGACAUAAUGCAAAUCCGAUAAUGCGGCCAUGGCACUGCGCGGUUGGCGACUGUUUGGGGUGGCCGGUACCAUACUGGUGUACGUCGGCGGUAUACUGUUCCUAUCGUUCGUCAGUCUGCAGGGACCACAGCAGAAGCGUGGCAUCCAUGGACCGCGCGGCUACGGUGAGUUCGAGACGAUCCGCAACCGGGACCUGGGGCUGAUGGGCAAGAAGCCACCGUUGCAAUGGUGCACCGAGCUGCACUAUCUGGGCACACCGACCCGGCAGCCCCGGACACCGCCCAAGCUGCUGCAAACCUUCCCAGGACACUUUGUCAAAAAGUUUAGCGUGUACAGCUACCACAACCAGAACCUACACUCAGCAGCGGGAGCAGCGGCGGCGGCGGCAGCGGUGGAGGCACCACCGGAAGCAGACACAGCGGCUCGACAACCGGACCGUGUCGGUAGCAGCGACAACGAUGAUAGUGAACGAGCAAAAGGCCCGGUACGUGGUAGCGAUGCGGUAGCAAGCAGCAGUAUCGCCGGAAGUUCCUCGCGCUCCGUUUGGCCUAAUAGCGAUCAACUUAGUGGUAAGCUAGUGGAUAGUAAUAGCGUAAGCAGAACCGGCGACGGGCGCUGGCCAAACCGGCGUGAGCGACCGAAAUCCCCGGGACUGACGGCACUCGUCUCUUUCCCGGGCAGUGGCAAUACCUGGCUACGGUAUCUGCUACAACAGGCCACCGGUAUUCUGACCGGAAGUGUGUACAAAGAUUAUGGUCUGCUCAAAAGUGGCUUCCCGGCGGAGAGCGUCGCCAAUGGAUCGGUGCUAGUUGUCAAAACACAUGAAUGGGGCCCGAAUGCGUGGGCACCGUACGCCAAGGCGAUACUGCUGAUACGGGACCCGGAACGUGCCAUACUGGCCGAGUUCAACCGCCAAUCGGGUGGCCACGUUGGCUUCGCUUCUCCCGAUCGUUACCGUAGGACCAAGGGUCGCUAUUGGACCCAAUUUGUAAAAAAUAAGCUGUGGGCAUGGGAACAAACGAAUCUCUCGUGGGCGAAGAACUUCACCGGUGAGGUGAAACUAGUCUUCUACGACGAUCUCGUCGAGAAUGUGGAAGGGACGUUACGCAGUAUUUUGAAAUUUCUAAACCAUCCCACGGACGAGGAACUCCUCGCUUGUGCACUGAUGCGGAAAGAGGGCAUUUAUCGGCGUAAGAAGCGUAUACUGCAGUUUGAUCCGUACAGUCCUGCCAUGCACGCUGCCAUCGAUGAGAAACGGGCCGAGGUGUACGCGGCACUCGGUCGUUAUGAUAUGCACUGAGCACAACGGCGACACCUGCGGCUGCCUCGAAACGGAGCGGUUAAGUGGAGGAAGAUAUGUGUCCUAAACAUUCGGUCUGACCGGUUUUUGCCAUCAUUUGAGCCAACGCUACCAUGUCGACGACGAUAUGAACCUAUAACUAAUGUAACAAGUGUUAUGUUAAGUGUUAUGAGUAUUAGCGGAAUUUUGUGGAAGAAGGAAAGCGAGUGGCUCCAUCGAUUGCUUCCAUUUUACCAAUGUGAUCUUACGUUUUACUCGAAUUGUUUGCAGUGUCCUACCGCACAAAUGCGUUAGCGCUAGGGAUGACCGUACACAACGCCCGUUCUAGUCAAAAUUGGUUUCCGAAGCAACCGUAAUUCCGAGCAGAGCCAAUAGGAACACUCUUGAUAUGGAACAGUACUUAGAACACGAAUAUUUCGAAGCUAUUGUAAGGAACUGGUAAGACUUUUAGAAACAAUGUAGGAACAAUAGGUAGUAGAGUGUAGAGACGGAGCGUAGGGCGUUUGUGUUUUACACUACUACCACUACACUAGCACCACUACGACUUUAUCGCUGUUACUACUAUACUACUACUAUUAUUACUACGGAUGAAUGCGGCAAACACCUUACCCAGAGAUUAGAACUACGUAAGAAAAUGGCGCGGCCACUAUAGUGCGCUCCGCUCCCCGUUUCCGAAUGGCCUGGGGAUGGCGUAACGAAACGUAACACAAGAAAUGUAUGAUAGUAUUGCGCUGGUGUGAACGGAUGUGCAUUAUCCCAUAGACACCAGGAAGUGGAGGAAUAAAAGUAUUUAG